Messenger RNA from Myxocyprinus asiaticus (Chinese sucker), 6784 nucleotides. Its product is annotated as nucleus accumbens-associated protein 1-like. The transcript has 6 exons. Bases 599 to 2278 code for a protein of 559 amino acids. The record is from RefSeq and is a predicted model, not a curated record. Gene Ontology annotation, molecular function: DNA-binding transcription factor activity, RNA polymerase II-specific; protein binding; RNA polymerase II cis-regulatory region sequence-specific DNA binding. Lineage: Eukaryota; Metazoa; Chordata; Actinopteri; Cypriniformes; Catostomidae. Gene Ontology annotation, biological process: regulation of transcription by RNA polymerase II.
ACUAGCGCGAAAUCGGUAUGGGACAUUAACUUUAAAUUCCGUGUGCACUUACGUAUUUUAAGGAUGAUAAUGACAACAACAACCACUAGCUAGCCUGUUCCUCGGAUCGUUAGAGAUUCUGGAGCGUUGCGCUUGUGAUUGAGUGGCGUGGUGAACGGGGCGAACCCUAUUUCAGCGCUGCCGUGCUAAACAGCUCAUCUACGGGUGCUCGAGACGGACCCGUCUAGGCCCGAGGAUGUAGGCACGCAUCCGCUCGAUGCGGUGCAUUGGCAAAGACGGGACAAGAGCGGCAGGUGUGCACCGCCUUAGCAAACAUGGUCAUUUUGUGUGAUCAACGGUGCGUCGCUGCGUUUUCCCUCCCGCUCUGAACGGCUCCUCCCCGCUGCGUUUGUGCUCGCUCUCAUGUAGGUGCUGCAUUUCUCACAGAGUGGGUCAUAGUGAGCGAUUUUGCCAUCAUUCUUCACCCGCGGCCCGUGCCAGUGGAGAACUUCGGGCGGACUGUGAGAUUGACUGACACACGGUUAGCCUGCCGCCGCCAAAGGCUCUUAAAACUGCUGCACUGUUUCAAGAUUUCUCUGGUGGUGCUGGCCAUAGCGCCAUGGCUCAGACCCUUCAGAUGGCGAUCCCAAACUUUGGCAACAAUGUUUUGGAGUGUUUGAAUGAGCAGCGCCUGCAGGGGCUGUACUGUGAUGUGUCCGUGGUGGUAAAAGGCCACACCUUCAAAGCUCACCGUGCUGUGCUGGCGGCCAGCAGCUCCUACUUCCGAGACCUUUUCAACAGCAGCUCGGGCAGCAAGACCCCAACUGUGGUGGAGUUGCCCCCAGCAGUACAGCCCCAGAGCUUUCAGCAGAUCCUGGCCUUCUGCUACACCGGCCGCCUCAGCAUGAAUGUAGGAGACCAGUUCCUGCUCAUGUACACAGCUGGCUUUCUCCAGAUCCAGCAGAUUAUGGAGAAGGGCACAGAGUUCUUCUUGAAGGUCAGCUCUCCUAGCUGUGACUCCCAGGGCCUCCAUACUGAAGAGACACCUCCUUCAGAGCCUCAAAGCCCCGUAACCCAGACUGCUGCUGGAGUUGCGGCCAACGGAGGUAGUGGGGUGGUGGCUACAGUGACUAGUCGGCCUGCUUCCUGCUUGACCCCGCUGCCCUUGGUUUCUCGAGUGAAAACGGAGCAGCCGGAGGCUUCGCCCUACUCUGUGGUGUGUACACCGGUGGCCAAGCGGCUCUGGGAAGGAAGUAACCGGGAAGGCGGAGGAGGCUCGGGUGGAUCGGGUGGAGGUGGGAUGAGGAAGGCGGCUCGCUUCUCUCAAGAGAUGGCACGCGGCAGCGCCAUCCAGCAGCAAGGUAGCAUGGGACUUGGUAUGGGUCUUGGAAUGGGCACAGGUGGCCACGGCGGCAGCACCAAUGGAAAUGGCAAUGGCACAAGCAGUGCCACCCCUGAAGGCACCAGUCCAGGUACAUUGAGUGCUUAUGCCAGUGAUUCACCCAUCUCUUACCAUGAUGAUGAGGAAGAGGAGGAGGUGGUGGAUGAUGGCACUGAAGAACAGUACAGACAGAUCUGCAACAUGUACACCAUGUACAGCAUGCUUAACGUGGGCGCUACAGCAGGUGAGCGUGUGGAGGCCCUCCCUGACCACUCGGAGACACGGCCCAGGAUGCGCGGGCGACAGGAUCUUGCCUCUCUCCCCGCUGAGCUUAUCGCUCAAAUCGGCAACCGCUGUCAUCCCAAACUUUACGAGGAGGGCGACCCUGCAGAGAAACUAGAGCUAGUUUCAGGCACCAGUGUGUACAUCUCACGAGCUCAGCUGAUGAACUGUCACGUCAGUGCAGGAACCAGACACAAAGUUCUUCUGAGGAGGCUGCUGGCUGCUUUCUUUGAUAGGAGCACUCUGGCCAACAGUUGUGGAACUGGCAUCCGUUCCUCAACCAAUGACCCUAGCCGUAAGCCACUGGACAGCCGUGUGUUGCAUGCAGUCAAGUUUUACUGCCAGAACUUUGCCACCAGCUUUAAGGAGAGCGAGAUGAACGCCAUUGCGGCAGACAUGUGCACUAACGCUCGGCGUGUGGUACGAAAGAGCUGGAUACCCAAGCUGAAGCUGCUAAUGGCGGAGGGCGAUGCCUAUGCCAAUUUCCUCCCCGACAGCAUCAAGAUGGAAGCGGAUGGCCUGGGGGCGGAGCCUAACUUUGAGACAGCGAGCUUGGAGGGCGGCGCUGUGGAGACCGGAGGGUCGUCGGGCGAGUCUCUGCAGGGUGUGGGCGGAGAAUCCACUUUGUUUCAGUGAGUGGCCCAGUGAGGAAAGCCCCAUUCCCUCUGCGCCCCACCUUCUACCCACCUCCCACUGCGUGACUCUGGGCUCUGCUGCUUCUGCCUGGGAUGGGAAGGGAGAGUCGGGUAGGAGAUUGGAGGAGAUAGCACAGUCUAUAAAGGGUAGCGUCAGGAGGAACUUGAGGGGUUUAUGACGGGCACCAUUUUCUUUUCAAUCAUUUUUGUUUUUGCUGAAUAACCCUUUUUUGCACAGAAGAUCCCCUUGCCUCCAUACUCUGCAAAUAAAUAUAUAGUCACUGAUUCUAUACAAGUACAUAAUUAGGACCAGGAAAAGUUUUCCUGUCUCACAAACACACACAUAUGCACCUGCUCUACUGGAGGCUGAGGUUCCCUGAUCUCACUGUACUGAAUUUGAAUGUAUCCAUUUGUAGCACCUGGCUAUGUAAGACUAGCCGAUUGUAUUUGGCCCAAGAGAGACAUGAAAAAUGCUUGUCAUAAGAUCUAAAGAACGGCAGAUGGAGAAAGUAGUGAAGGAGAAGUUGGUGGCAUAUUCUGUCUCUCAUUCUGUCUAAAAUGGAAAGAAUUUGAUAGCCUCCUCUCCUUCCAUUCCUCUCAAAAUAAAUGUGGGAUCGUAGUCUGCCACGUUCUUUGGUUUAUGUCACCAUUUUCUUCCUCUCCCCUUUCUGCUUGUUUCACUGUGUGUGUGUGUGUGUGUGUGUGUGAUAUAAAUCCAGAGCUAAUGAAAGAUUACGGACUGUAAAGGAUACAAAUAUAUUUAUCUGCUUGCACCUUUCAAGCACGAGAGAGAGAGGGAUUGUUUUAAAAUGUCUUUUUGUGUUUUUUUUUUUUGUUUUUUUUUGUACUUCAGUGUUUGUGAAGAGACACCUUGUUUUGGGGCUUUAAGUGGAAAUAGUAAAAUAAUGAGGACUAUUUUUGCAUAAGGAUUAUCUUAUAUUUCAAAGACUGGUGCUUGGCUUGGAUCUGGAUGGCCCUCUUUUGUGAUUAUUUCCUAUUUGAUUGGCCCUUCAAACUGUUUGUUGCCAGUUUUGGCCAAUGACAUAUGACUUUGGUUUGUUGAUUGGUGCAAUGGCUAACUCCAAUACGAACUGGUUCUCAUUGACAAUGAACCGGUUGAUUAAUCAGAAGCAGGCAGAUUCAACAUGACUUUAAGAAUUACUUUGUGUAGGACAAAAAAGAAGAAAAGAAAUUGUUUUUAGUAUGUAAACCUUUUAGCUUUCUUACCUCCCUCUACCGCACACAGAAACAUGCAUUUACAGCCCGAGGAAGGGAUGGCGUGCUUCUUAAUAUUAGUCACUUUACUGUCUUAAGGUUUGGGCCUGACUUUGUGUGUUUGGGAAUGGAGGAGGAUUUACAUUGCCUGUGUCCCAGGAGAGGAGGAGCAGAAUGAUUAAGCUUCUCUAUGUUGCCCAUGUCCCUGUUUGGGCAGCUGUGUGUGCAUAUGUGAGUGUUUGAGCCUGUGCUCGCUUAGGCAAGCAUGUUUGUGUCCGCACAAGUCACCAUCUGUAUACAUUCCUUGCACAUAUUUGGCACUGUGUGUUUGCAUGUGGGUAAUGUGUUGAUUCGGGGAUUUAAGGUAUGUUUGUUUCUGUGUUUGUACAUUGGCGGCACAUCCUGUGCAGAUGCUUUUAAGAAAAAAAUUUACUAUAACCAAUGAACUUUUGCAUAUCCCAGAUUUCCAUCAGGAUUUGAAUGGGAUCGCAGGUGAUGUCUUAAUGUCCGUUCAGGCAUGGCUUUAAAUGCACAUGUCUCGCUAAAACAGAAAUGUGAUACUUUAGGCUAUUUUAAUAUUUCAUGCCCAAGUAGUGUGCGUGUAUGUGUGUCUCUGUUGGGCCACUGAUCUCCUGGGACACACAGCUGCCCCCUUGCUGAUAGAGGAAAUGAACCUCUUUGCACCUUUUCGGCGACUGAACUAGAGCUUUUUGCACCUUUUUUGUAGAAGAGAGUGGUGGAUUGUGCACCUUUUUGUAGAGCAUAAUUGAUGGUUUUGGGACUAAACUAGCGGAUGUGUAUGUGUCAGUUAUCUGGCCCAGAACAGAAUGCACCCCUUUGUCUGGGACCAGCCAUGCUGAAUACUGAUGUAAAUAUUGAAGAGACUGUUGAACAGAUUUUGACCACAUUUUUUUUUAACAGGUCGUUUCUCUCUUUAAUUGAUGGCAUACAUUAGGUAUUUUACCCCUCUUGUUUUAGCUAAUGUUUACUCAUUGUUUUUCUUUUAUUUGCAUAACCAGUUCUGGCUUACCUUCUGUUUGUAUAUCUGGGAAUUGUAGUUCAGUUAUUCCAGGCUUAAGAGUCGAAGCAAAUAAAGUGAACUCCUGGCAAGUUUACUUCUUCAAGUGGUCUAGUUCAGGUUCUGAUUUGUGACCUCAUUUUUUCUGGACCAGAAAAAAAUAAUGCCUCUUGUGUAGAAAUGUAUAACAUUGACAAGCCUGCGCAAUUGAUAUCUGGGUUUGAAAAUGUCACACAGACAUUUGUUUCUCCAUUCUUUUAACAGACCACGUGUACUGUAUAUACUUUUAAAAAAUACUACUAAUUCAAGUUGAAAAAGUUGACUUGCCAAGUUUUUUUAAGGAUACAAUAUAGAGUUGUUUGACAGAUGAUAGAGUAAUGAGUAUUUUUUUCAUUUCUUUGUAUUGACAAAAGUGCUGGGAAGGUGGGGCCAUGGUGAGGGACGUACUGGUGCUAUGUGUGCAAUUCUAUAGAUGUUAAAGGCCUGCUGGGUCAUUGGUGCCUUUUCAGAAGGACUGUGGGAGAUAGACUGCGUGUAUCUCUGGGUGGGGCGGUGAGCAGUGGCGCUUUUCCCCUCUUCUUGCCGGCUAUGACUGUGCCAGUGUUUAUGCGUCCUCCAUUUUGAUGGCACAGAUCACAUAUGCUGCAUGCGUUGCUGGAGAGGAAUCGCUGUUUCCAUCCGCCACCUGCAGUCUGUGUGUUGUUACUGCAGCUUAGAUUUACUACUUACAGACAACAGCAGGUGGUGUCAUACCUGAGAAAGAAGACUUUUAAAGUCUUUGGAAGACUGAGAGUCACUACAAAAGAUGGCCUUUUUCUAACUGGGAAGUUAAAGGUGAUGUGUAAUUGUUUUCAAUGGGAAAAUUAUUUCCUUACUAUAAGUAAACCAUGUGUAGGUUGAUUUUCCCUGAAAAGUGUAAACACUGUGGCUCUGUUUGUUUGAGCAUCCCAACCAGCCCGACACAGCGACGUUGGUUCAACCAAUGUGCGAGUUUGGGGCGGGAGUAUCUGUUUGGCCAAGAAAUGGAAGCGUUUUUUUUUUUUUUUUCUUGUGAUUCCGUCUGGUGACACAAAUAGUGCAGAAAUCACUCACUUCACCAGAAUUGUAUAUUAUUAUUAUUAUUAUUAUUAUUAUUAUUUAGGGGAAACUUAGGACUUUUCUAGUUCCCCCUUGUCUAGUCCCCCCCCCCCCCCCCCCCCGCCCAUGGUAAAUAAAAGGUUUCUAAUGAAUGGAUGGACCAGUGAUGAUCAAAAAAGGCCAGGAUGUCCAUAUCAUGCUGUCUGUCUGUCUGAUCGGGGGGUGGAGAAAGAGUGUGAGAAUUUAACCGCCCAUUAAUCUUGUGAUUCUGCCAUUCAGAACGUUGUAAUACAGUCUGUUGGGGUAAUGUACAUUGUAGAUCAUUGUGAAUUUGUAACCUGGCGGAAGUGAGAGAGUGUGGAGUGGUGUAUGAAAAAUAAGUGAACUUUUCUGAAUGGUGACUUGUGUGUCUCUCUCUCUCUGCAAAUGCAGAAAUUGGGCCUGUCUGUUCUGGAGUGACCGGCUGGCUGUAUUUGAAGGUUUUCCUUUGGCUUGCAGUUUUCGCUGCGUUUGUCAACCUAAGCCUCUUUAAACCAGAAUGCAGCACUGCUAUUCCACUCUAAAUAACAGACAUACCACAUAAAGAUACUCUCACCUCUUUCUCUGCAUGUUGCGUUCUUUUCAGCAUACCCCAAUACUCUGCUUUUAGUCCUUCCCCAAUAUGAGAUGAUGAUGAUAACCCAUUUCUGCAAAUGUUUUGGUUAAGUAACAUGCGAUAGAUGGACAUCCCUAUGUCUGGACAUGGUGUCACGAAUUCCAGAGAAAUACAGACAGGAUGGUGGGUGACAUCAGCUCGCUUGAACACUCAAAUACAAACAAACUGGUUGUGAACCUUUUUUUUUUACGAUGCAGUGUCUCACUUUCUAUGACUACAUCCCUAUACAAAUCUAUAUAUUGUAUAUUACAUAGAAGCACUAAUGAAGUUUGAUUGUUAGUCGUGCACUCUCAGCAUGAGUUGUAACCCAUACCCAGCUGUGCUCAUGCAGUGACCCUGUAAUGCCAGUGCUCAUCCACUCCAUUCUGUCUGUGUUCAAAGUGCCAAUAACUUUGUGAAUCCCUAACUGUGACCCAAUAUUAUCAAAAGUAAUUGCACAUUAACUACUGUAUAAAAAAAUAAAAAAUAAAAAAAAAGAUAAGAUAAGAGAGAAGUCAAAGGAUACAGCUGAAUAUCUUAAUAAAAGUUUGUAACAAAGGUUU